Anopheles stephensi (Asian malaria mosquito) is the source of this 1514-nucleotide messenger RNA. RefSeq names its product probable aminoacyl tRNA synthase complex-interacting multifunctional protein 2 (gene AIMP2). The record is from RefSeq and is a predicted model, not a curated record. The transcript is spliced from 4 exons. Lineage: Eukaryota; Metazoa; Arthropoda; Insecta; Diptera; Culicidae. Gene Ontology annotation, cellular component: aminoacyl-tRNA synthetase multienzyme complex. Bases 244 to 1233 code for a protein of 329 amino acids.
UCAAAUGUUGACAUUCGCCUUUUGGUUUGCAUCAGCAGCACGCAUGUGGCGGAAAGUAUGAGAAAAACUAGCUCGAAGUGAAAUACCAUACUAAAAACAACAGUUUUCUCCACCAUUUCGUUGGUUUUGCGUGCUAUGGUAAUUGUCUGACGGCGUAUAGGCGAAUAGGGCAUAGAACCGUGAACCGUCCUCUGUACUGACAUCCCGGAAACCGCGAUAAAAACUAAAGAAAGUGUUGCUAAAAUGUAUCAUCUCAAGCCGGUGAUGAACCAGAAUGUCGUGUGUGAAGUUCCUACCUGCAUGUACACCCUGAAGCCGGUCUCUACGUUUUCGUUCGAUCCAAAAGCUUUUACCGAUAGCAACACUGGACUGUCCGGCGGUACCGGAGUCGAUCCGAUGUCGAUCGAAAUUGAUAAUUUACUGCAAAAGGCCGAAAACGACGAGUUAAGAAUGUUGGCGGAACGACAGCAACGUGUGUUGCAGCAGCUGGCCGAACUGAAGAAUGAAAUCCUCGCUUUGCGUACCGAACUGAAGCUCAACGCUAAAGCACCUUCGGUCCCACAGGCGACCACUCCGCUAAAGUCGAGGUCCGAACUGAAGGCAGAACCGAUCAAUCUUACCUGUCUGCAGGAUUUCGUGGUAAAUGCUAGCCCCGAAUACGUUCCGUACAGUUUGCUGGCGUUAAAAAAUCUGUGGAAAGAUCGUCUCAAUUUACACGUAGAAUGCUUUACUCAUUCGACCGUACCGAAGUUGAGUGAGGAGGCGCUAAAAUUCCAAACUGCCAUUACGAACAGUACAGCGACGGGUGCCUCCAACCUACCUCAGAUCAAAGUGACGCUUAUAUGGAAAAAUGUUGGAGCGUACACCGAAAUGAUCACAUCGCCCACAUCGUACGUACCGAUCUGUGGCGAGGUAAACAUCCUGCGCUACCUGUCCCGCUGUGGUCCGAGCGAGUUUAACUACGAACUGCAGGACAACGUGGACGAGGUUGACUCCAUCCUGGACGCGUGCUAUCUGUUGCUUAACAAGCAAAACGUUAAGCAGCGCCAGCAGACGCUGCGGACGCUUGGGUCGAAGCUGGGCAGAGCGGCAGGUUUCGGUGGUGCUGAAAUGUCGCUGUGCGAUAUUGCGUUUACCAGCGCAGUAAAGCAGGUGCAGCGGUCCGUGGCGAAGGAUAUCAACCCGAACAUGGCCAAGUGCAUGGGACGUGUGGCGACAGUGGUGGGCCUGUAGGGGGGAAAAAACCUCCGAUGCUGGAAUUCGUCCUCGUGUGUUCGUGAGUGUUGAUCUCCCUUACUUUGAUAUUUAUUCAAUAUUCGCAUUUUCCGUGCUUUGGGUUGCUUUUAUUUUUUGUUUUUCGGGAGGUAGACAGCUCUCGGAAGAGCGGCUCAAAUAAAAAUAGGAGGGUAUGCCUAAAAGGCCGCCGACGACAAUAGCAGCAACAGCAAUCGUAAUAAAGUAACAAUUUUUAUUUUUGAAACGUUUCAUCCACAAACAUUCAAAAAGCUACGAAC